AUGUAUUAUUGUUUGUUGUGGGAUUGGGCCUGUGAUCUCUUGAAGGAUUCAGGUGUGGGCCCAUAUUUUGUAUUCAAUGCUCAGCGCCUAUCCAAGUUUGAUGGUGCUUCAUUUGUUCAUUUCAUCAAUGAGCCAUGGACAGCUAAUGAAUCUUGGGAUGCAGAAAGUGCUCUACCUUCAGAUGACAAAGUUCUGGCAUUUGUUUUAUAUUCUGAUAAAGCCAAGUUGUCAUUGUUUGGUCAACAAAAAGGGUAUCCAGUUGUUGCACAGAUUGCAAAUCUACCUACUUGGAUCCAUAAUGGUGAAGGUUUAGGUGGUGGUCAUGUAGUUGGGUGGUUCCUGAUUGUGAAGGAAGACAAGAAGUACUCUGGAAAGAAAUUGUUUGCCAACUUCAAGAAUCACAUUUGGCAUGAAACAUUCAAGAAGAUACUAGAUACAAUAUUGGAGUACUUGAAAAUUGGUCAUUGGCUGAUUAUGAAGAGCAACAACAAGGAACAAAUUCUGGUGAAACAGGGACUACAUGAUGUAGAUAGUGCCUUCCAGGAGGUCAGGAACAUGGAUGUUUAUCAAGCAUUGUGUUGGGAUAGCCUCUGUGCCAACUGUGCAGGAAAAUGUGGUGAUCAUUUGUGGGGAGAACUUUUGAGGAUUCUUGAGACAAUGGGAAAAGUUGAACAGAAUCUCAAUGUGAUGCCUUGUUGGUGCAGUCUCAAUCAUUUUGAGGAAGUGCUUUCAGUUUCAUACACAGAUGGUCAAAAGUUUGAGGACCUAUCCAAGAUAUUUGUAUUUGCCUGUCAUGACAUCUUCCCCCAUGAGAUGGAAAAAGAGAGUUACCUCCUGUUAUGCUGUCUGCAUGCUUACAUCAAGUUUGAUAUAUAUACCACACUCAAAUUACAUACAACACACACACUUGCCACUGGGCAGGAGCUCUCCCUCACUGUUUCCAGACCAGAAAUAUGUGGAGAAGAUGCAACAUACAGGGAAAACUGGAACUUUCCAAAGAACCAUACCCAUAUGCAUGUGUUCAAGGACAUCAAAGCCAAGGGUGUCACCUGCAAUUUCAACACAAAGCCAAAUGAGAAAAUGCAUGACCCCUUGAAGGAAGCUUAUCAAAAACAAACAAACUUCAGGGACAUUGCUCAGCAAAUUCUCAACAUCAAUCAUCUCAGACUGGUUCUUGAACAUAUUCAUUGCAGAAUUACAGAAUACAAUGCUUACAGGUUGACUGGAAAACUGACAAAUCUGGAUAACCUUGAAGCCAUUACUGAUGAACCUGAGGAGGAGUUUUUCCAUGUCAAGUUUGGUAGUGAAAUGAAAGAACCAUUAACAAUUGAGGACAUUGAGAAGAAGAGUGUUACUGACAAUGUAUUCAAUCAAUUCCAUGGAAAGCUCAGUGAAUUCCUCAAUAAAUAG
This is a messenger RNA of Pisolithus orientalis, 1410 nucleotides long. RefSeq lists its product as uncharacterized. The record is from RefSeq and is a predicted model, not a curated record. NCBI's taxonomy places the organism in Eukaryota, Fungi, Basidiomycota, Agaricomycetes, Boletales, Pisolithaceae. The transcript has 10 exons. Bases 1 to 1410 code for a protein of 469 amino acids.